GCUCGGGCUAUAUAUUAUUAACAAUGUGGCAUCAAGUUUCAAUGAAAUUUUUCAUCACAUGACAAUAAAGCGCAACGUAAUAAUAUUGUUCUUUGAAAAUUAAAAAAGAAUGUUGGUUCAUUAAAACAAUUUAACAGCCAAUAUAUGCAGAGUCUAGCUACAAUUUUCGCUCAGUGUAACUCGGAGCAUUUAUAAUGUAAUCAAUAAAAAUAUCUUACUGGACGACGAAUGAUAACACGGGAACUAUUUCUUUGAAACAUCACUGAACACGUUUGCUAUUAAUUAUAUGUUCUGUUGAAACGAGGACUGUAAGUGUACAAUCAAAUGUACUCUAUAUAAAAAAAAAACAGAAAAGGAAAUGAAUGUGGAACGUUUUGCUACCAAUAUUGUGUUAUUUGGUCUUGUGUUAUUCAUAAUAAAACUGUAUACAGGCAAACUGCAUGAGUACUCGUACACUACAAAAACUUUACUGCCGAAGGUAUCAGUGGAUAACAAUGGAAAUACUUACGGCGAAUACCAGAGAUUAGUAGACACUAUUCAAGUGAAUUGCGAAAAUAAAACAAGAUGCGGGCCGAACAGCUACUCCGGUUACACUGUAUGCAUGGACAGGCCAUAUAAACCAAGAACACCAUGUAUUGUUUAUUCUUUUGGAUCAAACUUCAUGUUUGGAUUCGAAAUUGAUGUUCUAAAGAAGUUUAAAUGUGAAAUCCAUACAUUCGAUCCAAGUUCUCCAGUUGCUGGUCAUCAUAUUCCACAAAGCAUUAAUUUUCAUCUUAUUGGAUUAUCCGACACCGACUCUACUAACAAGCUGGGAUGGAAAAUGAGAAAACUCUCAUCAAUUCGGAAGUCGUUAAACCAUACUGAUACAAUUUUGGAUAUAUUGAAGUUAGACAUUGAGGGCUACGAGUGGAAUGCAAUCCAACAGGUUAUUUCAGCUAGAUCUUACACUAAUAUCAAGCAAAUUCUUUUAGAAUUUCAUUUUGGAAAGCUGGAAAAGAAUGUAUAUAAAUACGGAUAUUCGAUGAAAAAGGGCGACUACUGGGGAGACAUAAAAAGCUCUGAACAACUAAAAGUACUGAAACAGCUAUAUAAUAGUGGUUUUCACGUGUUCUAUAGUUCAAGAGUUCUGCAUUCAAGGAUAAAAUUCCCUAAAUCUUAUAACCAGAGCAUAUUUGCCCUUAAUGUAAUAUCACUGGUCAAUACCAAUUUAAAAUAAAUGUGGGAAAAUGAGAAUCAAACCGAUGAGUAUUAACAGAAAUGUUUGGAUUAAAAGAGCUUGGUUCGCUAAUGUAUAUAAAUGGCACCGAAUUUAGCCAUAUUAUACAAUACUUAUUCUACAUUGAAACAUAUGCAGUCCGUAACAAGUAAACACCAUGCUUCAAUUAUAAGUAAAUAGCUUUGAAAAAUAA
Messenger RNA from Mercenaria mercenaria, 1409 nucleotides. RefSeq names its product probable methyltransferase-like protein 24. Bases 359 to 1216 code for a protein of 285 amino acids. The transcript has 6 exons. NCBI's taxonomy places the organism in Eukaryota, Metazoa, Mollusca, Bivalvia, Venerida, Veneridae. The record is from RefSeq and is a predicted model, not a curated record.